Molecule: messenger RNA, 1331 nt
Organism: Rhizophagus irregularis DAOM 181602=DAOM 197198
Lineage: Eukaryota; Fungi; Glomeromycota; Glomeromycetes; Glomerales; Glomeraceae
Source: RefSeq, a predicted model, not a curated record
UUUUCUUUAAAUUCUUUAUUAUUUAUAUAUAUAUAUGAAAUCUCUCUUAAAAUUAUUUUAAAGAAUUUGUUUUUUUUUUAAGGAUAUGAAAUUAUUAAAUAUAUCAAUUUUAUUAUUUUUUGUGAUACAAUUCCUUACGAAUAAUGUUUAUAGUAUAAAAGAUUCAGCAUGCGGAAGUGCAAAUGAUCCAUGUUUACUUGCAAAUUCUACGUUAAAACCAUGUCAUGGAUCCAUCAUUUCAGUACCUCCUGAAGCAUUAGAUGGCACAAUUGAUUUUCAAUAUCAAAUUUAUGAUGGUUAUUUAUUUGAUUGUGCAUGUAAUGUUCCAUUUUAUAAUUUACUCGCAAGAUGUACGACAUGUUUUGAAGGUCUCGGAACUAGUAUUACAGUAGAAUCCCUUGAUAGUUUUAAAGUAACUUGUGGAAAAUAUUUUGGUAAAGCUCCACCACCGAUAUCAACAACAUCAACACUACCUUCACAAACAUCAUCACCACUUCCACCGCCACCAUUACCACCAAUUCCGCCACAAGGACAGCCACUACCUCCAUUACCAUCACCACCACCAAAACCAACAGAAACACAAAAACCAAUACCGAAUCAACCUUUCUUAUGUAAUUGUUUUAAUGCCAAUUAUUCACUGAUUUCUUGUGAUGGUCGAAUUGACGAACCUGAUCACGUAUUGAGUGGUACUUAUCCUAGAACGUUUAAAAUUGAUGAUCCUAAGCUAGCACCGUGUCAAUGUAAUAUUGAAUAUUAUAAUGACUUAAAAGAGUGUAUAGAAUGUUAUUCUUCUCCAAAGAAUAAAAUUUUUGUUGAGCCACUUUCCAAAUAUGAACAAACUUGUCAACAAUUAGGAGUUCCAUUUGGUACAAAACCACCACCACUGUUUGGUAAAAUUGGUAAUGGAAUAUCAUUAAUUCAUCCUGAUCCUGAUCGGUUAGGAAAUUCAAUUAUUUUGCUUAGUUCAUUAAUAACUUUUGUAAUAUAUUUGGUUUAACUUUUAUAAAUAUGAAGUCAUCUAUAGUUUAAAUAGAAAUUUUAAAUAGUAUUAACAUUUCAAUACUCUUAUAUAUUCCCCGCCAAUGUAACUAACUAUAUUCCCCGGGCCAAUGUAACUAACUAUUCAAGUUAGUUUAAAUUUUAUGAUCAACUUUAUCUGUUAGAAAAUUAAUUUUAGAAAAUAAUAAAUUUACACACUAUCGCGUCAGUCAUUUCUGAAUCAAGUUAAUUUGGCGUUUAUUUUAGUUAUUUACAAAAAUGACCAAUCAGAAAGAAUUUUUUAAAAGCUUAUCCUUAACAAUGAGUGUCGGAGUCUCCUUUUUUUUUUUUUU